Messenger RNA from Merops nubicus (carmine bee-eater), 743 nucleotides. Its product is annotated as pre-B-cell leukemia transcription factor 1. Lineage: Eukaryota; Metazoa; Chordata; Aves; Coraciiformes; Meropidae. The record is from RefSeq and is a predicted model, not a curated record. Gene Ontology annotation, biological process: eye development; animal organ morphogenesis; regulation of transcription by RNA polymerase II. The annotation marks the transcript as partial. Gene Ontology annotation, cellular component: nucleus. The transcript has 4 exons. Gene Ontology annotation, molecular function: RNA polymerase II cis-regulatory region sequence-specific DNA binding; DNA-binding transcription factor activity, RNA polymerase II-specific.
UGCUGAGCAUCCGGGGAGCGCAGGAAGAGGAGCCCACAGACCCCCAGCUGAUGCGGUUAGACAACAUGCUCCUGGCUGAGGGGGUCGCGGGCCCCGAAAAAGGAGGUGGCUCAGCUGCCGCCGCCGCCGCCGCCGCCGCAUCGGGAGGAGCUGGCUCCGACAACUCGGUGGAGCACUCCGACUACAGAGCCAAACUCUCCCAGAUCCGGCAGAUCUACCACACGGAGCUGGAGAAGUACGAGCAGGCAUGCAACGAAUUCACCACCCACGUGAUGAACCUGCUGCGUGAGCAGAGCCGAACCCGACCUAUCUCACCCAAGGAGAUAGAGCGGAUGGUGAGCAUCAUCCACCGCAAGUUCAGCUCCAUCCAGAUGCAGUUGAAGCAAAGCACGUGUGAAGCCGUCAUGAUCUUGCGCUCCCGAUUUCUGGACGCACGGCGGAAGAGACGAAACUUCAACAAGCAGGCUACAGAAAUCCUGAAUGAGUAUUUCUAUUCCCAUCUCAGCAACCCUUACCCCAGUGAGGAAGCCAAAGAAGAGCUAGCCAAGAAAUGUGGCAUCACAGUCUCACAGGUAUCAAACUGGUUUGGAAAUAAGAGAAUCCGGUACAAGAAGAACAUAGGUAAAUUUCAAGAGGAAGCCAAUAUUUAUGCUGCCAAAACGGCUGUCACGGCUACCAAUGUGUCAGCCCAUGGAAGCCAGGCUAACUCACCCUCAACUCCCAAUUCAGCUGGUUAGUUUUUA